This is a messenger RNA of Ordospora pajunii, 2625 nucleotides long. RefSeq lists its product as uncharacterized. The transcript has a single exon. The coding region runs from base 1 to 2625 and encodes 874 amino acids. The record is from RefSeq and is a predicted model, not a curated record. Lineage: Eukaryota; Fungi; Microsporidia; Ordosporidae.
AUGAAUAGAAUAGAUGUAAUGAAAGUUUUGGGGAUUCCAUUAGAGAUUGUGUUUGAUGGAUGCAUUGGGGAAGACGUACAAUCAAAUGUGAUUGAUUUGAUUGAGAAGAGGACAUUCUUUAGAGUGAAGCAACGGGAUGUAAGCAUGGACAGCUUGAUUUUUGAAGCACUAAAAGACGUAUCAUUUUCCAUGUGUGAUUUGAGGUAUUGGAUUGGAAAAUGCCUGUUUGAUCAAGAGAUUGAGUUUAUGGAGAGUGUGAACGUGAUGGUAUGUGAUAAAAUGCCUACCAGUGCUGUAAAGAAUAGAUAUUGUAUAUGCAUAAAUGAGAUAUCAAGUGCAGAUGAUCUGGAAAUUGUAUUUCAGAGAGUAAUUGAAUUUGAAAUUGAAAAAAGACUUGAUGUAAGUGAAAAGGGAUGGAGUCUUGGUACGUUUUCUAACAUCUUUAGGAACGAUCCUGCUAGGGAUAAACGAGUUGGAGAUGGGCUUUUUUUAGCACAGAGAUAUAAAGAAGCAUAUAAAGUUUAUUCCAGGUACGGAAAAGGAGAGUUUGGGUAUUAUUGUACACAAAUGUCUAUCUACUGUUUGGUAUUGUCGAAUAAGCCUGUACCAAAGGAGAUACUUGAGCGAUUUCAUUGUGCUGGUGAGAAACUGGAUGUGUAUUUGAUAAGGUUGGUGUGUGCUGUGAUUGAUGUUCAGAGUGGGAGAUUGGCAAUCAGGAUUGUGCCGAGUCUUACCUGUGGGUCGCUAUUUAAGGCGUUUGCACAGGAAUGUCUUAAUAAGGUUUUGGAUGGUAAUGGAUAUGCCAGGAAAAGAGCUGCUAUAGCAUAUGAUUGCGCAGUGCUGUUUCUUAAAGCAGGCUUAGCAGAAAGGGCUAUUUCAUGUGCAAGUGUUUUUCUUGGAAUGACAGAUAUGAUGCUUUGCAAAGAGGAUUGUGGAGCCAUCACCAAAGACAUACUUGUUUUUGCUCAAUCGUACAUUCGAAGUAUUGCAGGAAUAAAAAGCAAAGCACUUUUGCAUAAAGGUGCUUUGGAUGAAUACUUGCAAUAUACAAAUUCUCGAGAUUAUUUAUACAAGACAUCUAUCAAUAGGAUUAGAAAUGUAGUGAAGCUUUUCAGGGCAUAUGAAGGAUCCAUAAGCAAAUUCGAAGGAAAACUGAAUACAAAAGAGUCUUUGCUUAUAGAGAGCAAGAUUAGAUGCAUAGCUAGAAUCUUGAAUGGCAAUGGUGUUGAAAGCAUAUGCGAAGGAAAUGGGGAGAUAGCAUUAGGAAAGUUAGGAAAAUAUAUUAUUAAGGAUAUGAUUUUAAAAACGAAUGGAGUUGAUAGAAUAGUCCAAAUAGAGGAAUUGAUUGAUGUUGAUGAAGAAGUGAAAUUUAUGCAUGUAUGCAUGGAAAGUAUAUAUGAGAUGUAUUGUGGAGAGGUCCGCCAGGUUACGUGUAGAGUCAUCAGGAACUAUGAUUCGGAGAUUGUGAUUAGUUUCUGUGGCAUGGAGUUUAUAACAAGCUCGAAUGAGUUUAUCUUUGAUAUGAUGUUUCCUUGUGUUGGGUAUUUUGACGAAGAGGUUGCUAUUGAGUCUGAUGGCAUCAGAGCAUGGCGUAGCAUCAGAUUUAACGUUAUUCCGUCAUUUUCUAUCAGUUUUCUGCACUACAAAUACUGUUUUCCAUUGUUGUUUAUUCGUGUUUUGAAUCACACACGAGAGGAUGCAAGGUUGGCUAAGGUGUCCAGCAUGAACAACCGUUUUGAGGUGUUUGGAAUGAGUGUAGGCACAUUAAGCUUUUCAAGAGAAGAAGCAAUCAAGUAUUUCAAGAAAAAUAUUUUAGGAGUUAAUGGCAAUUAUACCGAGGCCAAUGAGCUCAAGAGCAUUAGCACAAAACCUAGUGGAAGUGUGCAAGAUAUACUUGGAUCUAUGAGCAAGUCUCCACCUGUUAUUUCUGAUCUGUUUUUUCAAGAUAUGGUGUCUGCAGCCAGUGAAGAGAUUUCUCUGGAUGCAAAAACAAACUCAAUAUUUGCUUUUGUUAAACAGUGCAAUAGCAUGAAUGGAAGCAUUUUGAAUUUGAAUGAAGAAGCUCAAGAAAAUAGUCAAAUGUGUGGUUCAUUGCAGAUUGAUAGAGUCUUGGUAAGGAACGCAAGAUUUAUGAUGGUUUCUAAGUACAUUGGAGAGCAUCCAUCCAUUUCUCUGGAUAGCAUAACUCCAUAUGAAUUGCCAAUAAAGAUAGAAAUAAGUGUUUCAUCGGAAAGAAGGUGUGUAUUUGUACCUGGAUGUGUGCUUACAGAGUUGGCACUUGGUGCUUUGGACAUACGAAACACGUGCUUAGGAAAUGCACAGGCUCCAUUUGUUUACAUAACCCAUUCAGCACCGAUAGGACUGAAUGAACCUGCUAUAAUAUAUUUAUGUGUGAGCAAUUACUACCAAAACUCCAAACUGAUGGUAAGUAUAUUACCGAAGCAUGUAAUUGUAUGCAACGAAGAUCGGUCUCAUUGUGUGGGAGAAAUGUCGUUUUCGUUUUUUGAGAUCAGGUGUAUGCUUUUAAGAAGAGGAAGAUACAAUGCCGAUGACAUGGGAGUAACAGUACAUACUGAUGAUGAGCAGAUAGAGUUUGAGUGUGAAGCUGAUGUUGCUGUUGUAUGA